Cyphomyrmex costatus is the source of this 3680-nucleotide messenger RNA. It is a transcript of the gene pic, whose product is annotated as DNA damage-binding protein pic. Lineage: Eukaryota; Metazoa; Arthropoda; Insecta; Hymenoptera; Formicidae. Gene Ontology annotation, molecular function: nucleic acid binding; protein binding. Gene Ontology annotation, cellular component: nucleus. The coding region runs from base 196 to 3618 and encodes 1140 amino acids. The transcript has 5 exons. The record is from RefSeq and is a predicted model, not a curated record.
GCAACAGUCGAGUCUGCUGAACGUGACCAAUGAUGUUCAUCGAUUCUCCAUACAUUGUAAAGGGGUCUGCAGUAUUUGAAGUGUGACCAACUUCAUGGCGCGAUAAAUUGAAAAACUGGAGCAGCAGAGCGCGGAGCGCUUGGAGUUGAGAUCUGUGGUUAUUAAAAAGUGUUUGCAGCUUUUAGGCCAUAUAUUAUGAAAGCAAUGUCUCAUCAUUACGUAGUGACGGCACAUAAACCAACGGCUGUCACUUCGUGCGUGACUGGUAAUUUCACUUCACCCACGGAUUUGAAUCUGAUAUUAGCCAAAAAUGUACGAUUGGAGAUAUACCUUGUGACACCGGAAGGCCUACGGCCUUUGAAGGAAGUCGGGAUCUAUGGCAAGAUUAGCGUCAUAAAAUUCUUCAGACCACCGCAUGAGAAAAAAGAUCUUCUAUUUUUGUUAACAACACGUUAUAAUGCCAUGAUCUUGGAAUGCAUUGGUGAGGGAGAAGAUAUAGAAAUUAUAACGAGAGCUCAUGGGAAUGUAGCGGAUCGCAUUGGGAAGGCUUCCGAGACUGGAAUUAAAGCUGUUAUUGAUCCAAAAGCACGAGUAAUUGGUCUUAGAUUGUAUGAUGGCCUCUUUAAAAUUAUACCUUUGGACAAAGAUAAUCCGGAAUUGAAAGCGUCUUCAAUCCGUAUGGAUGAACAGCAAGUACAGGAUGUCAAUUUUCUCCAUGGAUGCGCUAAUCCUACCUUAAUUCUCAUUCAUCAAGAUAUCAAUGGUAGACACGUAAAAACACACGAAAUUAACUUGAGAGAUAAAGAAUUUGCCAAGAUACCAUGGAGGCAGGAUAAUGUAGAGCGAGAGGCUAUGAUGGUCAUUCCUGUACCUUCGCCUAUUUGUGGUGCAAUUAUAAUAGGACAGGAAAGUAUUCUGUAUCACGAUGGUGCCACAUAUGUUGCAGUGGUGCCUCCAAUUAUAAAGCAGAGCACUAUUACUUGCUACGCCAAGGUAGAUAAUCAGGGAUUGAGGUAUCUAUUGGGAGAUAUGGCUGGUCAUUUAUUCAUGUUAUUUUUGGAGCAAGAAAAGAAGCCUGAUGGAUCGCAAGUGGUAAAAGAUUUGAAAGUCGAGUUGUUAGGAGAAAUCAGUAUACCCGAAUGUAUAACUUAUUUGGAUAAUGGAGUAAUAUAUGUUGGUAGCCGCUUAGGUGAUUCUCAAUUGAUCAAAUUAAUUACAAAGGCAGAUGAAAAUGGAUCCUAUUGUGUACCUAUGGAGACAUUCACUAAUCUGGCGCCUAUUGUCGAUAUGGCUGUAGUAGAUCUGGAAAGACAAGGCCAAGGGCAAAUGGUUACAUGCUCGGGUGCUUUUAAAGAAGGUUCUCUAAGGAUUAUUAGAAACGGCAUAGGUAUACAAGAACAUGCAAGUAUGGAUCUACCAGGGAUUAAAGGUAUGUGGGCUUUAAAGGUUGGAGGUUCACAUUUUGAUAACACAUUAGUAUUGUCAUUUGUCGGGCAGACUAGGAUCUUAACUUUAAAUGGCGAAGAAGUCGAAGAAACGGAUAUCCCAGGUUUUGUAGCGGAUGAGCAAACGUUUCACACGGGUAAUGUUACCGACGAUUUAUUUAUCCAAAUAACUUCGACUUCUGUUAGACUAAUCUCGUACGAGAGUAAAAUAGUAAUUUCUGAGUGGGAGCCACAAAACAAAAGGACUAUCAGUGUGGUAGCCUGUAACGGCAUGCAAGUCCUUUGUGCAACAGGAAAUGAUCUGUUCUAUAUCGAGAUCGUAUGCAAUCAGAUUGUAUCCAAAGGAUUUGUUACCUUGCAACAUGAAGUAGCAUGCUUGGAUAUCUCCCCCUUAGAUGGCAACGAAGCCAAGAUUGCUGCUGUUGGACUUUGGACAGACAUAUCUGUUCGAAUCUUAACUCUGCCCAAUCUAGAGGAGAUCAAUAAAGAGCUUCUUGGAGGCGAGAUUAUACCCAGAUCCAUCUUGAUGACCUGCUUCGAGGGUAACACAUACUUACUUUGCGCGCUAGGUGACGGCAGCAUGUACUAUUUUAUUCUACAUCGACAAAGCGGUAUGCUCUCGGACAAAAAGAAGGUCACCUUAGGCACUCAACCUACUGUUCUCAGGACUUUUCGAUCACUCUCUACGACGAAUGUAUUUGCAUGUUCGGAUAGACCCACUGUUAUAUAUUCUUCAAAUCACAAGCUUGUCUUCAGCAAUGUCAAUCUCAAAGAAGUAAAUCACAUGUGCUCUCUGAAUGCAGAAUCUUACCCUGAUAGUCUUGCAUUGGCAACUGACAGCACCGUUACUAUUGGUACAAUUGACGAGAUUCAAAAAUUGCACAUUAGAACGGUUCCACUUGGGGAAUCUCCAAGAAGGAUCGCUUAUCAAGAAAGUUCGCAGACCUUUGGCGUGAUUACCAUGCGUGUCGACGUACAGGAGAGCAGUGGCGCGAGCAUCGUCAGGCAUUCUGCGUCUACUCAGGCGGCGUCCACAUCCAGUAGCAGCCACGUUGUUUCACACAAUAAACCCAGUGGACACACAGCCAGUGAGAUUGGCCAAGAGAUUGAAGUUCAUAAUCUUCUCAUUAUUGAUCAACAUACAUUCGAAGUUCUUCACGCGCACACGCUGAUGGCCACCGAAUAUGCAUUAUCAUUGAUAUCAACAAGACUGGGCGAGGAUCCGACUUCUUAUUUCGUGGUCGGGACCGCGUUUAUAAAUCCCGAUGAGACUGAGCCCAAAAUGGGCAGGAUACUGCUAUAUCAUUGGAGCGAGGGAAAAUUCACGCAGGUUGCAGAAAAGGAGAUCAAGGGUUCGUGUUAUUCCUUGGUUGAAUUUAAUGGUAAACUCUUGGCGAGCAUCAACAGUACUGUAAGAUUGUUUGAAUGGACUGCGGAAAAGGAACUCAGAUUAGAAUGCAGUCACUUUAACAAUAUCAUAGCCUUAUAUUUAAAAACCAAAGGCGACUUUGUCCUUGUGGGAGAUCUGAUGAGAUCUCUUACGUUGCUUCAAUAUAAAACUAUGGAGGGCAGUUUUGAGGAAAUAGCUAGAGACUACAAUCCCAAUUGGAUGACUUCUAUCGAGAUAUUAGAUGAUGAUACUUUCCUGGGCUCUGAAAAUUGCUUCAAUCUCUUUGUAUGUCAAAAGGAUAGCGCUGCAACGUCCGAAGAUGAAAGACAACAAAUGCAGGAAGUAGGUCAAUUUCAUCUGGGUGAUAUGGUCAAUGUUUUCCGGCAUGGUUCGUUGGUGAUGCAAAAUUUGGGAGAAUCAAGUACGCCGACUCUAGGUUGUGUAUUAUUCGGCACUGUAAGCGGUGCGAUCGGUCUGGUGACGCAAAUACCAUUUACAUUUUACGAAUUCCUGCGUAAUAUGGAGGACAGAUUAAACAGCGUGAUAAAAAGCGUGGGCAAGAUAGAGCACAACUUCUGGAGAAGUUUUAAUACGGAAUUGAAGAUUGAGCAGUGCGAAGGAUUUAUAGAUGGUGACCUGAUAGAAAGUUUCCUCGAUUUGAACCACGACAAAAUGGCAGAAGUCGCAUUGGGUCUUAUGAUUGACGAUGGUAGUGGCAUGAAGAAAGAAGCUACGGUAGACGAUCUUGUAAAAAUAGUGGAGGAUCUUACAAGGAUACAUUAAAUGUCAUAUAUAAGUAAACAAUAUUUUAAAUUCAUUGAAUGUAUCUAUAAGAAUAUUAGAAA